Brugia malayi is the source of this 447-nucleotide messenger RNA. The record is from the annotation of a RefSeq genome assembly. NCBI's taxonomy places the organism in Eukaryota, Metazoa, Nematoda, Chromadorea, Rhabditida, Onchocercidae.
AAAUUUUACAAGUUUCUAUAAAAAGUAUUACAUAGAUUGAAGAAUACUGAGAAUACGCUAUAAGUACUAGAUCAGAGUCAACUAAACGUAGAAGAUAAAGUUGAACAAAUGGGUCUUCUAGAAGAAAUUAGACAUGAGACUAUCUCCCACAAUAUAAUAAAAGAAUCAUUAGCAUAAACACGUACUCCUAGUAACAAAAAGAAAGGUGAUAGUUGACAGCUAAAGUUAAUAGAGAGGAUGCAUAAAAGCAACAGUGCUAUUUCCAUUGACCGUAAAAUCCUUUGUCCAAAGUUAAAACUGAGUGCCAAAAUUUACGGAGGCUAUCUCAAUCUGAACCCAGUAGCUUAGAAAAACUAAAAGAACUUUUUUUUUUUUUUUUUUUUUUUUUUUGCUGACUUAGUCAAACUCAUUCGUGCAGUAGUUUCUAUAAAAUCGCAGCAAAAGAAA